This is a messenger RNA of Pteropus alecto (black flying fox), 1347 nucleotides long. It is a transcript of the gene COMMD9, whose product is annotated as COMM domain containing 9. The transcript is spliced from 6 exons. The record is from RefSeq and is a predicted model, not a curated record. The coding region runs from base 72 to 668 and encodes 198 amino acids. Lineage: Eukaryota; Metazoa; Chordata; Mammalia; Chiroptera; Pteropodidae.
UGCCUUGCGGCAGCCGUCGUGGCCACGUGACCGCGCUUCACUCAGUGUGGCGGUCACAUGACCCGGGGAAGAUGGCUGCGUUAACAGCAGAAAACUUUGCAGCACUCCAGAGCUUGCUGAAGGCCUCCUCAAAAGAUGUUGUCAGACAGCUAUGCCAAGAGAGCUUUUCCACUUCAGCCCUUGGCUCGAAAAAACUCUUGGAUAUUACGUGUUCCAGCUUGUCUGUGACCCAGGAGGAGGCAGAGCAACUGCUCCAGGCUCUGCACCGCCUUACCAGGCUAGCAGCGUUCCGUGACCUGUCCUCCGCUGAGGCGAUUCUAGCUCUCUUUCCUGAAAAUUUCCACCAAAACCUCAAAAACCUGUUGACAAAAAUCAUCCUAGAACACAUAUCUACUUGGAGAACUGAAGCCCAGGCAAAUCUGAUCUCUCUGCCACGCCUGGUCGACCUGGACUGGAGAGUGGACAUCAAAACUGCCUCAGACAGCAUCAGCCGCAUGGCCGUCCCCACCUGCCUGCUCCAGAUGAAGAUCCAGGAAGACCCCAGUCUAUGUGGGGACAAACCCUCUGUCUCAGCUGUCACUGUGGAACUGAGUAAGGAAACUCUGGACACUAUGUUGGAUGGGCUGGGCCGCAUCCGGGACCAGCUUUCUGCCGUGGCCAACAAAUGAGCCCAGCCAGCUGCCGGCCCCACUGCCACACUCCGUCUGCUCGUCAGUGGUGGAGCGCCUCCCAGCACCCGGUGGGCCACUCUGUCUCAACAGCUGCACUGACAGCAGGCAGUGGGAUGGCGGGGACAGAGGGAGGACUGCCAUCCAGAAGGCACAGUUGGAUUGGGAAGAAGCAGCCAUGCCCCCACGCUGUUCUCAUUUUCUCUUUCCAAAGCUGGUGAACGGAGGAGAAGCAUCUAUCUUUGAAAGGCUCCUGUGUGCAACUUAAUUACUGCUGUGACAGUGUGGAGGGGCAUUUGCUUCAGCUGCCUCUGCAUCGCUGAUUGGAAAAUUCAGGCCCAAACUGUAGAACUUGUCUAAUAAGUUCCUUUCCAGCAUUAGUUCUGAUUAACUCAUUUCCAAACCUGGAACAUGUGGAGAGAAUCUGGUGGCUGAUGCCAGUCACAGAAGCCAGGUAGGUCCCGCAGAACAGGGCCACUGCAGUGUGGCCUCUUGCCCUGAGUCCAGAGCCUUUCCCAGCGCCCUCCGCCUCCUGGGCCUCCUUUCAGCAUAGGAAGUCUGAAAUGGGGGCUAAUUCCCUUCUCCAUGAAGCCGGGGUCCCCUUCCUUGACAUAAAGCAGCCACUCCAGGGUGAAGAAGUGGGAGUGAUUGGAAAUAAAUGACAGUUCUGAAAACUUCA